AAUGCAAUUUAUUAUAAAUUUAGUGAUUAAAUAAAUAAUAACUAAGCUCUAAAGAGGAAAAUAGCAGUAGAAUCUAGUAAAAAUGUGUUGCAUGGAAGUUCAUUAAGUAAAAACAUGAUGUGAAGUUAUAUAGUGGAAAUACUAAAUGGUAAAAUAGUUUUGUUUGUAUCCUAUUGCCGGUAAAAAGUCAAGAAAAAUGGCCAGUUCCCAGGUGUUUGAUUUGAUAAUAGGACUUAAGUCCCGCCAUACGGAAACCAGGCAUAAGGCUAUUAGAGAGCUUCUGCAUUUCGCGAAAACUGAUCUUCGUGAAAUGUCUCAAGAUGCCUUGAAGCAAACUUUGGAUGACUUCAACCAACAUAUUCAUGCACUCACAUCCAGCUUCGAUAAUUUCGAGAAGAGGGCUGGCAUUUUAGUCAUUGUGUGUUUAAUUAGUGGCGAAAAUGAUAUAAACAAAACGCGCAUAACUAGGUACGCCCAAUAUUUACGUAACAUUUUUCCAUCAAAUGAUACAAAUAUAUUGGAACUGGCAUCUAAGGCAAUGGGGCGUAUUGCUGCCUCCUAUGGCAUAAAAAGGAGUGAAUAUGUCGAAAAUGAAAUGACAAGAGCCUACGAUUGGCUAUCUGAAGACAGAAAUGAAUCAAAACGACUAUCUGCAUGUUACAUGUUAAAAGAAUUAGCAAUAGCAAUGCCUACGUACUUUUUUCAGCACAUAAAUGAUUUCUUCAAUCAUAUUAAACUAGCCUUAAGAGAUCCUAAGGAGCAGGUGAGAGAGGCAGGAGCUAAAGCAUUAAGGGCAGCUUUUGUGAUAACAAUACAAAGGGAAUUGCCGGGACAGCUACACAAAGCUCCAUGGUAUGCUCAAUGCUACGAGGAAGCGUUAACAUCAUUCUCUGAUCAUGCUCUUAGGGAAUGUGGUCUGAGCAGAGAUGAAAGUGUACAUGGUGCCUUAUUAAUUUUAAAUGAACUUAUGAGAUGUUCAAAUGCUCAAUGGGAGAAAGAGUACACAAUCCUGAUGCAGAAGUUGGAUUCAAAACAGGAUGUGUCAGAUGAAAUGACCACCUUUCAUACGAAUAACUACACAUGGUCAUACCAAAAGUACUCUGAUGAGAAACAGUUGAAUGUUGCUACAUAUCAAUCAGCUAAAUGUAGGCAACUAAUUACAGAAAAGUAUGACAAGAUUUCCUCAGAUGUGAUGGCACAACAAAUAUCCAGAUCUCACAGUGUGCACCAGAUGUUAUUGUUAAUCAUUCCAAGGUUAGCAGCAUUCAAUAAGGAAUCUUUCUCUAAAAAGCAUUUAAAGUCCACCAUAAACCAUUUGAUAACAUUCCUGAGGGGUAGAGAAAAGGAGAAGGCCAUUGCAUUUACGACUUUAGGGCUAAUAUGUGUCGCCGUUGGGGAUGAAAUACAACAGUACUUGUAUAGGAUAAUUGAAAUAAUAAGGUUGUCCUUGCCACCCAAAGAUUUUACCAAAAAAAGAACUGGCAUGGAGUCCCCAUUGUUUAAUUGUAUAACAUUACUGGGGUUUGCCAUGAAAGAGAAUGUCGCCGCUGAAAUCAAGGAGUUACUGGACCCCAUGUGUACAACUGGUCUCACUCCUCAACUGACCACAUGUUUUAAAGAACUGAGUCAUAAUAUACCAUCAAUAAAAAAAGAUAUAACCGACAGACUGCUGAAUAUCCUCUCGUUGAUUCUUAGGAAAAAGCCUUAUUUAUCCCAGAGUGUUGAGUCCCACGCAGGAUUCUCUUCCUCUGCCUUAAUUGAGCCACAUGAUUCUAUUAAGUUAGUUUUAGCUUUGCGUACUUUAGGGUCGUUUGAUUUUGAAUGGAAUAACACUUUGAUGUCCUUCAUAAGGAGAUGUACAGAUUACUAUCUUCAGAGCGAGCAGCACGAUAUUCGCUUGGAGUCGAUAAAAACUAUCGCCAAACUGUUAAUAAAGGCGAUAGAAAGAACUUCUCAAUGUAACUCGCGAACCUUGAAUAUGAUAGUUGACGAGUCUAUCGGCAAACUUCUGUCGGUGGGUCGAUCAGAUUUCGACCAAGAAAUUCGCUACAAAGUUCUGGAAAUUUUCGUCAAUCCCAUAUUUGAUAAGUUCCUAGCUUCGGAGGAGCACUUGAGCUGCCUAUUUGUUGCCGUCAACGACUCUAGCAGUGACAUAAGCGAGCUGGCGUUGUGCAUUGUGGGUAGACUGAGCAACUUGAAUCCCAGUUACACGACGCCGGGCUUGCGUCAGUUGUUCGUGCAGAUUCUAAUGGAGCUGCAGUAUUCAAAAUCCGCUCGCUCUAAGGAGCAAUCGUUGAAAAUGAUCAACAAUAUUAUAUCCCAUGCACCCAGGCUAACACGACAGCUAGUCGAUACGAUACUCAAAAUCCUAGUGCCUAAAUUACGCGACGAGGAUAGCAAUUCGGCUAUGAUAUGCACGACAUUGAAAGCGAUAGGUGAUUUGGCUGAAGUGAACGGCGGGGGAAAUGCCCUGCAGGAGUGCUUAUCGGAGCUGACGUCGAUCCAAGUCGAGAUUCUAUCCGACCCCAACCAGUCCGAGAAGAGAAGUGUCGCGUUGUGGUCGUUCGGGCAAGUGGUGAGCGCGGUGGGCCACGUCGUUACACCUUACAUGGAGUAUCCCAAUUUAAUGGAUCUGCUCCUCAGCUUUCUAAAGACUGAGCAGCAAUCGCGGGAUCGCAGGGAGACGAUACGCGUCCUGGGACUUCUUGGGGCACUGGAUCCAUACAAGCAUAAAGUGAAUCAAGGUCUCAUAGACUUCCAAACUGUUUCGACGCUUAUCCCUAUCGAUGGGAACACCCCCACCUACGAGAGUUUCGAUGCUAAUAUAAGCGAGAUGCUGGUAAAUAUGUCGCCGCUAGUUUUGGACGAGUUUUAUCCGGCCAUCACAGUCGUGUCACUGAUGAGAAUCUUGCGCGACCCGGCUCUUAGUCAGCACCAUAUAAGCGUAGUCCACUCUGUUACUUAUAUUUUUCAAACUCUUGGCAUAAAAUGCGUUCCUUACAUUUCUCGCGUCACCCCUAGCCUUCUGUACGUGAUACGCACCACUGACGACGAAAGUUUCCGAGAGUUUCUAUUCACCCAACUCGCUCAACUAAUAUCCGUAGUCAAAAUUCACAUUCGAGAGUAUUUGGAGGACAUAUUCAAUUUGAUUCGGGAAUACUGGACGCCCGACAGUCCUCUGCAGCCAACUCUCAUAUUGCUGAUAGAGCACAUAACGGUAGCCAUCGGGACAGAGUUCAAAGUGUAUCUUAGAAAAAUACUACCGAAUAUAUUGCGCGUACUUAAGCACGACGUGAGCAAAGAUAGAUUUUUGACGGAGAAGCUUUUGAUGGCAAUCCAGAAGUUUGAAAACAACUUGGAUGAUGUCCUCAUGUCUGUUAUACCUGCUGUGACCAGUCUGUUUGACGGACGCAAUAUUCCAACGUCAGUUUCCAAGCUAGCCAUGGAGACUAUUGAACAUUUGUCUAUAUAUCUGUACCUACGACCGUACUCGGCGAUCCUCAUCCAAGCUCUCGCUAAAGUGUUGGAGAACAACCCGACUCUACGCCAGGUAGCCAUGAACACACUCUGCGCUCUAGUGGUGCAACUGGGAAGAGAUUACAUCGACUAUAUACCUUCAAUAGAUAGGAUCCUUGUGAAACAUAAAAUACAUUGUUCGAAUUACAUAGUAUUGAUAACGAGACUGCAAGGUAUAUCUACUUUGGCAUCCGACGACGAUUAUAUGGACGAGACGAGGCUCCGACUGAGAAAUUUGAAGACUGAUGUUGUGCCUACAAGUGAUAUGCAAUCGAUUCAAAAGUUAGCUCUAAACAUACAAAACUUACGAAAAUACUUCUCCGUCCACAACCUUAUAUCGAAAGAGGAUUGGUUGGAGUGGCUGCGUCAGUUGAGUAUCGGUCUUCUGACCGAAUCUAACAGCCCGGCUAUUAGGGCAUGUGCGGGCUUAGCACAGAUAUACACUCCAUUGGCUAGCGACCUCUUCAAUGCCGCAUUCAUGUCGUGUUGGACAGAACUAAAAGAGCAACCCAGAUUGGAGAUAGCUAAUGCGUUAGAGAAAGCACUGACCGUACCAGACGCACCCGAGUUGGCUCUAGUUGUUCUCAAUUUGGCUGAGUUCUUUGAACACUGUGAAAAAGGAACCCUGCCUAUAUCAAUCAAACUUCUCGGUGACACCGCCAUCAGUUGCAGGGCCUACGCCAAGGCACUCUAUUACAAGGAAGAAGAGUAUAGAAGAAACCCGUCAACACAAGUCAUCGAAGCUCUGAUACACAUUAACAAUAAACUGCAGCAAAAAGAAUCCGCUAAUGGCUUACUCGAAAAAGUGAUUACCCAACAGAAAACUGGUGAUAGCUUACUGAGCGUCCAUGUGAGAUGGUACGAGAAAUUACAUAACUGGGAGCAAGCCUUGGAGCUGUAUGAUAAGAAGCUAGAAGUGGAACCGCAGGAUUGUGAAUCCAAACUGGGGAUGAUGCGCUGCUUAGAGGCUAUGGGAGAGUGGCGUAAACUUUUCAACAUAUGCGAUGCGUCCAACAACGAGACUUCCGAAGAAAUCAGAAAGAAAUCGUCAAAAAUUGCCGCAGCGGCAGCUUGGGGCUUGCAAGAAUGGGAUAGUAUGAAGAAGCACGUCGAGUGCAUUUCGGAAAACACUCUGGAUGGGUCGUUCUACCGAGCUAUUCUGUCUAUUCACGACGGACUCUGGUCGGAAUCUAGACAUUACAUCGAUUCGGCGAGAAGUAUUCUCGACGUCGAACUGACGGCCGUCGUUGGAGAAAGUUACCAAAGGGCAUACGCGACGCUGGUGAACGCCCAACUUCUGACGGAGCUCGAGGAGGUCGUGACAUACAAGCUGGUGGAGGAGCGACGAGGAGUCAUAUACAAGUCCUGGUGCGCGAGACUGCAGGGGGGCGAGAAGCUGGUGGAAGACUGGCGGAAGAUACUCCAAGUUCGCAGCCUAGUUAUGUCACCGCAAGAAGACUUCCAAACUUGGCUGAAAUUUGCGUCGCUCUGCCGAAAGACUGGUGCUAUCAACCAAUCACACAAAAUUGUGCUGUCCGUUUUAGGAAGUGAUCCGAUUACGAAUCCCGAUGUGCUGCUACGCGUGCAGGAUCCGAGGAUAAUAUUGUCCUACUGUAAGAACCUGUGGGAUGUCGGUAAUAAGAGAUACGCGUACGAUAUAUUGCAGAGAUUCGUCGAGAGUUCGGAGCCGGGUAGCGAGGAACAGUGUAAGUUACUCGCGCGCUGUCAUCUCAAGUUGGGCUCGUGGUGCGAAAUGCUUCAUGAGAUAAACGAAGAUUCCAUACCCGAUAUUCUGAGAAAUUACGCUACAGCGAUAUUCCUAGCCCCAGAGUGGUACAAAGCCUGUCACGCUUGGGCGUGUAUGAACUUCGAAACGGUGCUGUUCUACAAGCAACAGGACAACCUCUCUGAAAGCAGCAUCGCUGGUGCUUCGGGUGAUAAAAAAGUGUCAAGAAUUGAGUUUAUUAAUACCUACACCAUACCAGCUAUAGAGGGAUUCUUCAAGUCAAUUAGCUUGUCCAAUGGCAGCGCUCUGCAGGACACUCUUAGGUUACUGACUCUGUGGUUCGAUCACGGGCACUACCCGGCUAUAUACGAUGCGUUAUUCGAGGGUAUUCGACAAAUCGACGUCCAAAUCUGGCUUCAAGUGAUACCACAGCUGAUUGCAAGGAUAGAUUCACCAAGGAGUUUGGUCGCGAAACUGGUCCAUAUUCUGCUAAUCGAUAUCGGCAAGUUGCAUCCGCAAGCGCUGGUAUAUCCCUUAACGGUUGCGACGAAAUCUUCGUUUGUCACGAGGAAGACUGCUGCCAACUAUAUCCUCAAGACCAUGAGCACUCAUUCGCAGAAGCUAGUGAGUGAAGCGGCGAUCAUUUCGGAGGAGUUGAUAAAGGUGGCUAUGUUGUGGCACGACCAAGUCUAUACAGCCCUGGAAGACGCAUCCAGGUUAUACUUCAGCGAGAAGGACUACCGCGGCAUGUUCCGCACGUUGGACAAGAUGCAUGCUAUGUUGGAGCGGCCGCCGGAGACGCUCAAAGAGGUGUCCUUCCUGCAGAUGUACGGUAGAGACCUGCAGGAGGCGCAGCGCUGGUGCGAGCUAUACAAGGAGACGAACGACGAUCGCUACAUGAACUCUGCUUGGGAGGUGUACUGCACCGUCGUGCGGCGCAUCGGCGGGCAGUUCCGCGCGCACACGGCGCUCGAACUGCAGUACGUGAGCCGGCGGCUGCACGCGGCGCGCGACCUGCAGCUCGCCGUGCCCGGCUCCUACGUGCCGCGCCGCCCGCUCAUCCGCAUCGCCUGCAUCAACACGCACCUCCAGGUGAUCAAAUCGAAGCAGCGUCCGAGAAGACUGACCAUCCAGGGUUCGGAUGGCAAACAAUACAUGUUCCUGCUGAAAGGCCACGAGGACUUGCGUCAAGAUGAGCGAGUUAUGCAGCUGUUUGGCCUCGUCAAUACUUUACUACGAUCCGCCCCGACGACCUACAGACGUGAUUUGGCCAUACAACGAUAUGCUGUGGUGCCCUUAUCUCCAAACUCCGGGCUGAUAGGCUGGGUGCCGCACUGUGAUACUCUUUACAACCUCAUAAGUGACUACCGCGAUAAGAAGUCAAACAAGAUGGCGCUGAACACGGAGCAACAGAUCAUGUUGCGAAUGUCGUCGGAUUACCAGAAACUCAUGCUGAAGCAGAAGGUGGAGGUAUUCGAGUACACACUCUCGCAGACGCCAGGCAACGACCUAGCCCGCCUGCUCUGGCUGAAGAGCCCCUCAGCCGAGGCGUGGUUCGAGCGCCGCACCAACUACACCCGCUCCCUAGCUGUCAUGAGCAUGGUGGGAUACAUCCUGGGCCUCGGAGACAGACAUCCGUCCAAUAUCAUGCUGCAUAGAGUCACGGGAAAGGUUCUACACAUCGACUUCGGAGACUGCUUCGAGGUGACACAGACUAGGGAACGGUUCCCGGAGAAGAUACCCUUUAGACUGACGAGAAUGCUGAUCAAAGCCAUGGAGGUGACCGGCAUAGAGGGUACAUUCCGAAAUACGUGCGAGUCCGUCAUGGAAGUGCUACACAACAACAAGGACAGCGUUAUGGCGGUGCUAGAAGCGUUCGUGUACGACCCGUUACUCAACUGGCGGCUAAUCGAUAACGAGCGCCGAUCGGCCAGCGAAUCGUCAUUCUCAUCAGACAUGGACUCGCCUUAUUCCCUCCCGAGUCGAAGUCGAACUCGAUUGCACUACGAAUCGAUCGAGAUGCCGCCCGAAUCGAACUUAAAUAAGCGAGCGUUAGCGAUAUUAAAUCGGAUUCGAGAUAAACUUACGGGGCGCGAUUUUCCGAACGCAUGUACGAGCGAGGAUGCGAGCGCGCCCGCAAACGAGCACGCAAAUGAGCACGCACCGUGCGUCACCGUGCCGCAGCAAGUGCAGCUGUUACUGGAUAUCGCUACAGAUAAUGAAAACCUCUGCCAGUGUUAUAUUGGAUGGUGCCCAUUCUGGUAGAGGAUGUAAAGGUAUGAUUUUAGUAUAGUUGAAAAUAAUAUUAGUUUUUCGUAUAUAAAUUUAUUUAUACCGCCAAACUUUAUUAACAAAAAACACUUGGUAACCGAUUUGACAAAACGAAAUUGCGUUGACGAACUAAAUGUGAUUUUUGU
Aricia agestis (brown argus) is the source of this 7659-nucleotide messenger RNA. RefSeq names its product serine/threonine-protein kinase mTOR-like (gene TOR1). The transcript is spliced from 12 exons. Gene Ontology annotation, biological process: TOR signaling; negative regulation of macroautophagy; protein phosphorylation. Lineage: Eukaryota; Metazoa; Arthropoda; Insecta; Lepidoptera; Lycaenidae. The record is from RefSeq and is a predicted model, not a curated record. Gene Ontology annotation, cellular component: nucleus; TORC2 complex; TORC1 complex. Bases 197 to 7507 code for a protein of 2436 amino acids. Gene Ontology annotation, molecular function: protein binding; protein-containing complex binding; protein serine/threonine kinase activity.